Messenger RNA from Fraxinus pennsylvanica, 819 nucleotides. Lineage: Eukaryota; Viridiplantae; Streptophyta; Magnoliopsida; Lamiales; Oleaceae. The record is from the annotation of a GenBank genome assembly.
AUGGCUUCUCUAGAUAUGUCUCUUGAUGAUAUGAUAAAGAGCAGGCGCAAUAGUGAUAGAGGCAGAGGACGAGGUAGGCCUCGACGUGGUAGAGGCUCAGGAGGGUCCUUUAGAGGUGGAAGGAUGACUGAGGCUUCUCGCAGAGGUUCACUUGGCAUAAAUGCUCGGCCAUCAGCUUACACCAUUGCCAAGUCCUUCCGCAGAACCAAGAAUUUGCCAUGGCAGAAUGGAAUGUUUGAAGAUAGCCUUAGAGCUGCUGGGUUGUCUGGAUUAGCAAACGGUACAAAAAUAUAUGUCUCCAACUUGGACAUUGGAGUGACAAAUGAAGAUAUAAGGGAACUAUUUUCAGAGCUCGGAGAGUUGGUAAGAUAUGCAAUCCACUAUGACAAGAAUGGACGCCCAAGUGGUUCAGCUGAAGUGGUUUUUGCUAGGAGAAGCGAUGCAUUCCAAGCUCUUAAGAGAUAUAACAAUGUCCAACUGGAUGGGAAACCCAUGAAGAUCGAAAUAGUUGGUACUAAUGCAGAAUUCCCUGUGUCUGCUCGCGUGAAUGUAGUGGGAGGAGCAAAUGGAAAAAAGAGGACAGUUGUUAUGACGCCUGGACCAGGUCGUUCUAGAGGUGGCUCGAGUUCUGCUAAUCGUUAUCCUGGUCAAAAUAUCCGUGGUGGUUUGAGGAAUGGACGUGGAGGCGGACGUGGACGUGGAGGUGGAGGUGGACGUGGCAGAGGUGGUGCUCGCUGGAGAAAGAGAACUGCCGAAAAAUCGGUUGGUGAACUUGACAAGGAGCUUGAGAACUAUCAUGCUGAAUCAAUGCAAACAUGA